CAGAAAUGCAUGCUCGGUUCACGAAACCCUUCAAAGUUUCCCCACCUCUUCAUUUCUUUCUCUUUUCUCUCUCAAUUUUAAUCAGUGGCUCCCCUAAAACAAAGCGAAGGAACCAAAUAAAAAACUUUCAAAAUUUCUCUAAGUUGAAGAAAACAAGGAAAGGCAACAAAAGAUCAUCAUGUCAGGGUUCUCCUAAAGUGAAGAAAAGAAGGAAAAGCAAAACAAAUUUAUUUCCAAACAUUUUCUCCCUUCCGAAUGAGCUGAUGACAGAAGUUUUAGCUCGGGUGGCUGCCUAUUCAUUCCACGAUUUCUUCGAUGUCAAGUUAAGUUGCAAGGUUUUUCAUCAAAUUGCUGAUGAUAAGUACAUACUUCAACAUGUGUCCCUUGAGAAGUUUCCUGUUACCCCAUGGUGUUCAACUAAACAAUCUUUCUUCUUAGAGAAGUGCAAAAGGAGUGGACAUCCAGAAGCCUUAUACAGGGAAGGAGUGGUUGAACACUUCAGUUUUGCGAGGGUAGAAGAGGGACUAAACUGUCUAAAUAGUGCAGCAAAAGUAGGACAUCUUGGAGCGUCUUAUGUGCUAGAGGUUAUCCUACUCUGUACAGAGGAACCUGACCAAGAGCAAGACGGUAGAAGACUUCUAAAACUAGAAAAGUCAAAAAAAGGUGUAAGAGAAAGUCGAAAGAAACUAAAUGACACGAUGAGAAAUAUUUGGCUGAAUAACUUGUUGGAAGCAAAGCCUAAUUGUUGUCCAAUGCGAGACCAACACAGAAGACGUGGGUGGCCAAGUGACAAUGAGGAUGAUGUGGAUUGUGAAGCUUGUGGCUGCGACUUGGAAGUCAUUUUCGUUUGUAAUUUGUUACGCGGUAUUCUGACAUAUUAA
Messenger RNA from Theobroma cacao (cacao), 881 nucleotides. RefSeq lists its product as uncharacterized. The record is from RefSeq and is a predicted model, not a curated record. Gene Ontology annotation, molecular function: protein binding. Lineage: Eukaryota; Viridiplantae; Streptophyta; Magnoliopsida; Malvales; Malvaceae.